This is a messenger RNA of Venustampulla echinocandica, 1209 nucleotides long. RefSeq names its product putative cation diffusion facilitator family metal ion transporter. The record is from RefSeq and is a predicted model, not a curated record. Gene Ontology annotation, biological process: intracellular zinc ion homeostasis; zinc ion transmembrane transport. The transcript has 9 exons. NCBI's taxonomy places the organism in Eukaryota, Fungi, Ascomycota, Leotiomycetes, Helotiales, Pleuroascaceae. Bases 1 to 1209 code for a protein of 402 amino acids. Gene Ontology annotation, cellular component: membrane. Gene Ontology annotation, molecular function: zinc ion transmembrane transporter activity.
AUGCCGUUAUCCCGGCAAACACGCCUGAGUGCCGUUAUCGGCAUCUCUUGUAUUUUCUUCAUUGCAGAGAUCUCUGUUGGCUUCUACACGCACUCUCUUGCGCUGGUUGCAGAUGCGUUUCACUAUUUAAAUGACCUCCUAGGUUUCGUCGUUGCGCUUGCCGCUUUGAAGGUAUCAGCACGCGAACAUUCGCCUCAAGCUCUUUCAUUUGGCUGGCAAAGAGCCCAACUCCUCGGAGCUUUCUUCAACGGUGUUUUCCUUGUCGCGCUUGGCCUUAGCAUCUUCUUGCAGGCCAUAGAGCGGUUUGUUUCAAUUCAAAGAGUCGAAAACCCGAUGCUGGUCCUUAUUAUAGGGUGCGUUGGGCUGGGCCUUAAUAUCGUGUCCGCAACCUUCCUCCACGAACACGAUCAUGGGGAUCAUAGCCCACAUGCUAUCCCGGCAAGCGAUGAUAGUGAUGAAACUACGGAACAAUCUCAAAUUGACAACCUCGCCCAUCCCCACUACAAUCAUCGCCACAACUCCAACCCCUCCAAAGUUAAAGGCCAUGGCCAUGAUCUUGGGAUGCUCAGCGUACUCACACACGUCAUCGGUGAUGCCAUCAACAACAUUGGAGUCAUCAUCGCCGCAGCAGUGAUAUGGCAAGCCAAAUACGAAGGCAGAUUCUACGCGGAUCCUGCAGUUAGUGUUGGCAUCGCGAUUAUGAUAAUGCUUACUGCAAUUCCUAUCAUCAAGAGAACGGGCUCUAUUCUCUUACAGUCUGCGCCCCUUGGCGUUUCUCUUGAUGAUGUGAAGCAUGACCUCGAGCAAGUCAAAGGUGUAGCGUCAGUCCACGAACUCCACGCCUGGCGCCUCUCACAAAACAAAGCCAUCGCCACCGCUCACAUCGUAACAUCCGACGAUUCCCUCGCCAAUUUCGUCGCGCAAGCAAAGAUGAUAAAUGAGUGUCUGCACGCCUAUGGCAUCCAUUCGACAACCUUACAGCCUGAGCUGAAUCCGGGUCCUCCUACCACAGCGGACUUGCCGCCCACGAGUAGUGAUGGCGAGAAUGGGACAAAUACGGGACUUGGCAAUAAGGCUACUGGAAGUGAUACCGUACAAGAUAUAGGAGGACAAGCACGCAGUAAUUUGCGCCAGCGUGUCCCCAAGGCUCUGAGCAGUUGCCGGAUCACUUGCGGAGAUUUUUGUGAGCCUUUGCAAUGCUGCAAAUGA